Messenger RNA from Magallana angulata, 2649 nucleotides. RefSeq lists its product as uncharacterized. The coding region runs from base 1 to 2649 and encodes 882 amino acids. Lineage: Eukaryota; Metazoa; Mollusca; Bivalvia; Ostreida; Ostreidae. The transcript is spliced from 3 exons. Gene Ontology annotation, molecular function: zinc ion binding; translation repressor activity; ubiquitin protein ligase activity. The record is from RefSeq and is a predicted model, not a curated record. Gene Ontology annotation, biological process: negative regulation of translation; protein polyubiquitination; proteasome-mediated ubiquitin-dependent protein catabolic process.
AUGGAAGCAGCAAGCGCAGCAUAUAAAACUCGUCAGUGUUCUAAGUGUUCAGAGAACACAGAGUACUAUUGCGAAUUUUGUCCAUGCUAUCUGUGUAGAAAGUGUAAAGAAAACCAUGUUAUAAAACUUGGAACAGUAGACCAUAAUAUUGUGACAUUCCGUAAUAAGUUCAACAACAUUUCAGAACAAGAAUUGUGUGUUAGACAUCCAAGCAAUGUUUACAUAAAGUACUGUAAAACUUGCCAAGUUCCCGUAUGCGAAGUUUGCUAUGGGCAUAAAAAGCACAAGAUUCUUAACCCACGAGAAGUUUAUGAAACAAAACGACAGCAACUUAAAGGAACCAUUCAAUCAAUCAGAAGUGAAGCUAUCUUUAAUAGGCUUUUUCUCCUGAAAAAAACUAGAAAUGAUAUCAAAACCUGUCGUUCAGAAUUCUCUUUGUUUCAAUCUGGAAUAAUAUCAAAUGCACAGAAACUGAGGGAUCUCAUGGAGGAUAUGCAAAAAGAUUCCAUGUACAAUGUGUUCAGUGGCUUUAAAUUUAAUCAUAGAUGCUUAAAACAGAAGAUAGAAAUGAUCAGACACAUUUUCAGUCUACAAAUAUUUGUACAAAGAUAUGAACAGUCAGCAUACAGUCCGCUACAAUUCCUCUCCUCCAUAAAGACAGCCCUCAUCCAGAUACAUCUUACACUCCACACCAGCCAGCUCUCCAUGACUGAGUCACUCAACAAGGAGGAUGUGAUGGAGUCACUGAGUGCAAUCCAAAUCACAGAGAGAGGAAACCGACGCGUAACAAAUGAAUCUUUGCUAAAACUGAUGUCUGCUCCCGUUUUUUAUCAGUCUCUAAUUGUAAAAGGUGUUGAUGGUUGUCAUCACAUUUCCUGUGUAACAUCAAAUCGGUUUUGGGUCAGUGAUGUUCACAAUUUUAUCUUGAAAAACACAACAGGUUUCACUUCACAUCAUGUGAAGGAUUUAAGUAGUGAUGAUAUAUUUAUUAGUGAUGGGUCACACACAGUUACCAGUAAAAGUCAGCUAAUUUAUAUAGAUAAGAAAUAUAACAUUAACAAACUUUCGAAGAAUAUGAAAACAAACACCACAUUUGUAGAAAACACGAGUUCUUUUUUAAGACCACGGUGUGUUUUUUGGUCUCUGUCCACGAAUAAUCUUCUGGUCGGCAUGUAUAGCGAGAUAACAAGGACAGGCGAGGUUGCCCGAUACAACAGGAGCGGACUACUGGCACAGACCAUACAACAUGACAACACAGGGCGGGAACUGUAUAGAUUUCCUAGCUAUAUAACAGAAAACAACAAUGGGGAUGUCGUGGUAUCUGACAUUGAUGCUGUAGUGGUGACAGAGCGUGGAGGAAGACAUCGUUUUUCCUACACUGGGCAUUUGUCGGGAUCAAAACUAGAACCGUUUGGAAUCUGCACCGACGCGUUGUCACACAUCCUGGUGUGUGAUGAUGCAACCAAAACAGUGCAGAUGAUAGACAGGGACGGUCAGUUCCUGUCAAAUCUACUAAUAAGAGCACCAGGGAUAUUUAAACCACAAAGCCUGGGUUAUGAUAUCAACACUCAUCGUCUUUGGGUCGGAUCUUGGUACAACAACAAGAUAUGUGUUUACAGAUAUAUAGAUCGUCAGAAAGUUCUAUCAGAUCUGACUCCAGACGAUUUUGAUGCGAUAGAAUCACGGAAUGGACUCCCAACCAAAGAGACAGAAAAGCCACAGCAACAGAACGAGUGUCUGCUUAAACUGUUUUCUUCUCCCGAGUUAUUUCAUUCUUUCAGAGUUCCAGGUGUCCGUCAUUGUUAUCAUAUUUCCUGUAUAUCAUCAAACCUAGUAUGGGUCAGUGAUGAUCACAAUUUUAUUUUGACAAACACAACAGGUAUUACUCAACAUCGUGUAAAGGAUUUAUGUAGAGAUCUAUAUUAUUCCGGAUCGUACACAGUGAACAGCGGUGGUGAACUAAUUUAUAUAGGUAGGAAUCAUAACAUCAGCAAACUCUCAAAUGAUAUGGAAACCACCAUAUUUUUAAGAGGAACAGAGUCUACAUGGAAACCAAGGUGUGUGUACUGGUCCCUAUCCACUGGGGAUCUACUAGUCGGGAUGUUUAACUAUCCUACACGGACAGGCAUGGUAACCCGGUACAACAAAAGCCGACAACACUCACAAACCAUAGAAUACGACAACACUAGACUGGAACUGUAUAGAGAACCUAACUAUAUAACAGAGAACAACAAUGGGGAUGUCGUGGUGUCUGACUAUGUGUUAUUUGAGUCUGGAGCUGUAGUGGUGACAGAGCGUGGAGGAACACAUCGUUUCUCUUUCACAGGGCAUCCAUCAGGAUCAGGACUACAUCCACGAGGAAUCUGCACUGACGCGCUGUCACACAUCCUGGUGUGUGAUGGUAAAACCGACGCAGUACAGAUGUUAGACAGGAACGGUCAGUUCCUGUCACAUCUACUAAUAAGACCAUCAGGGAUAUUCUCACCAUACGGCCUGAGUUAUGAUGUCAACACUCACCAUCUAUAUGUCGGAUCAGAGUACAACAACAAGCUAUAUGUUUAUAGGUAUAUACACCAACAAGAACCUCUGACAGAUGAAUUCACACAUUUUCCUGAUGGGGAUGUCAUGUCCAGCUCAAAACUAGAGUAA